Molecule: messenger RNA, 760 nt
Organism: Fusarium redolens
Lineage: Eukaryota; Fungi; Ascomycota; Sordariomycetes; Hypocreales; Nectriaceae
Exons: 3
Coding region: 212-760 (182 amino acids)
Source: RefSeq, a predicted model, not a curated record
AUCUUUCUCUUUUGCAUUUUUGACCUCUUGACCUUUCUUUCUUUACCAUCAUCAUGUUGAAUGAUAUCUAGAGCAAGUAAGCCUCAAGGAUAUAUCUACCUAGCACCGAUAUCUCAUAGUAUUGUAGCCAUCGACGACGGGUCGACCAGCUUGAAAAUGGCCUGAUACUGUCACGAACAUAUCAACCAACAACAACAGCAAACAGCCAGGCAUGCAUGCAUGUCAUGUCACUCGGAUACUUUUCAUUAUCAACGCCUGUAUGAGAAUGCCGCGUGAUCUAGUCGUAAAGCUUCUAAAUGCUAUGCCUCCUCCUCUAUGCAUACAACUCAUUUCAUUCGAUCCACCAACCUUGGCAAACAACUCAGUGUAUCCAGUUCGCCUGUUGCAAUCGUCCUCUGAAAGCAACAAAAUCAAGACUCAACACAUUUUUUCAAGAGUCAUCACGCAAGAGUGGCAUAUCGGUCCUUAUGUGACAACAGAGCUUCCUUCACCCCUUCAAUACAAACCGGGCCGGUUCACAAACUCGCAUGAGCCCAAUCAAAUGGCGGGUUUCCUUAAUGAUAAGUACAUCCCUGUCUCACUGAUAUCAUCAGGGGGAUCUUUUACCACGGACGAAGGUCGGGUUAUAACCAGUCUUGGCUACAUCAACCGCAUAUUAGCCAAGGUUGUUACACUCAAGAAGAUAAAAUGUUGGGCAAAAGCAAACAACGAACAUAUCGUAUCACAAUCGGCUAUUCGGAUCAAUCAGCAACCACACUGA